Molecule: messenger RNA, 2702 nt
Organism: Camelina sativa (false flax)
Lineage: Eukaryota; Viridiplantae; Streptophyta; Magnoliopsida; Brassicales; Brassicaceae
Source: RefSeq, a predicted model, not a curated record
CGUCCGCUGUUUCGCGUCCAUUCGCGUCCAUUCUCGUCCCUAACCGAACCGCUUCUCCGGUCCGCUCCGCUGUAUCCUCCGUCCGUACGUCCGUGAACCACGUCCGUAGUCCGGGGUCACAUCAGUUUGGUAUCAGAGCCGAAGGUUCCUCACAAGGUCGUAUCUUUCCUUCCUUUACGUCCUUGUACGGUCAAGUUGAGUCUUGUUUAGAGUCUAGUCCGUUUGUAUAGAGUUUGUUCUUGCUAGGUGUUUAGUGUUCUUGAGCUGUUCUUCGUUUGGGUAGUUUAGAUCCAUAAAGUUGUGUUCUUUUGCUUGGUCGUUGUUAGUGGUGGCCUAAAGGCCACGUGUAGCGAGUAGAGUCCCAGCGCGUGAGGUCCGUUUUUGUUUUAGUCUUAGGUUGUCUUGUAGUGCUUUUACUUUUGCUUUUUGCUUUACCUUUUUCUAUCAUUAGCUGUCCAAGGUCUGUCUAUUUGUGUCGAUCCCAACAAACAGAGAAUCCACGCGUUCAUCUUUGUGUAGGGUCUGCUCGAACGGCCACGCGUCACAGAUCGUCCAUACCGCGACCAUCGCCCGUACCGCGACCGCCGUCCUUACCGCGACCGCCGUCCGUACCGCAACCGCCGUCCGUACUGCGACCGCCGUCCGUACCGCGACCGCCGUCCAUACCGCGACCGCCGUCCAUACCGCGACCGCCGUCCGUACCGCAACCGCUGUCCGUACCGCGACCGCCGUCCGUACCGCGACCACCGUUCGUACCAGUCGUCCGUACCGACGUCCGACCACCAUUGGUCGUCCGUACCUGACGUCCGUACCGAGGUCCGACCAUCGGCCGUCCGUACCAUUUGUCCGUACCGCCGUCCGACCACCAUUGGCCGUCCGUAUCGUUGAUCGUACGUAGUUCCAAGUCUGCGAUCGAUAGCCAAUGCUUGAUUCGACAUUGAUCAAGUAUGGAGCACGAAGAUCGUUAUUCCGAUGAUGAACCAUGGUACCAAGAACACCAUGGUAGUGAACCGGAACCAGAGGCUACCGAGGACGAACCAUGGUACGAUGAACACCAUGGUACUAACCCGGAACAAGAGGCCACCGAAGGCGAGUCAUGGUACGACAAACACCAUGGUACAGAUCCGGAACCAGAGACUUCUGAAGACGAACCAUGGUACGAAAGGGACUAUGAUGAAGGGCAUGGAAUACAGGACCACCAUUGGCCGUCCGCUACACAAGCCAUCCCUUAUCGCGAGUCAUGGCCAAAAGGUGACGAAGACUCCGAAGGCGAACGCUUGGGUCCUUACUAUGCGCCACCGCGAUAUCACCGAGAGCUGCAGAAGGAGUACCCGAGACGUACCCGCAAAGUUCCGACCUGGUCACCGUGCGGAUCAUCCAGCAAGUCAAGGGCGUACCGUACGCGAACACAAGAUCUUCCGAGCUGGUCACCCCGCGCAUCACCGGCCAACAAGUCCAGUCGCGGCCGAGCUAAAACCAAGCCAAGCAUUGUUGGACCUUGGGCUAAGUCAAGGGAACAAGCCCCAAGGACGCUGGUGUAUUCUCCCGGAGCAAUAAGUUUCAUGGACGAGUUGAUCUCUAUCCAAUCUCAACUCCAAUACCUUGGAGAAAUGUUGGGCCAAGUAGAGACAUCUUACACCCAUGGAGAAUCAUCGCGGAACCAACACUCGGCCCUUGUGUCUCCGCCAACGCUAGAUCCGCGACCAACUGCUAAUCCGGACCGUGAUGAGACACAUCGGAGACGACAUGAUCCGACCGUCCAAUGCCGUGAACUGCCCACACGGAACGAGGAACCAGCCCAAAGAGAAGUCCGUCCCCAGAUCAUACCCAGGCCGGAAAUGACAAGGACGCAACCGGACCAUGAACCGGACAAUAAAGAAGAUGUCAACGGCCUUGGAGGAAUCAUAGAGAAGCCAGCCGAGCCGCCGGAUCACCAAGCGCAUAUACUCGGUGGUACAAGCCCAGGCAAUCAAGCGAACAGCGGUCGACUCCUUACCGCUCCUGAUCGAGACCAAGCCGACCUUCGACUGCCAUGCUCGGAGCAGGCCAUGGUACAUGAAUCUUCAUCCAGGACGUGUAACGAACCACUAGGCGACGCCAAAGAAGAUUCUGACCGUGUGAUCAGUUCCCUAUCCGGUGCUCACUCGGCAAUGGGGAGUUUCAAGCUCAAGGAGUCACCGAAGAUGGCCAUUGAUGGAUUUUUGCACUCGGUAAUGUUCAUGACUACUUCAGGUAGUAUGCUCCAGCUGGGAGUUGCCAAUACCGUGCCACCCUUCUCCAUCCAGAGCGCCGAGGCCGUCACCGCACAAGGACCUACGGCCAAUCAUCUUUGCCACUUCUGUGCGGACCAAACCUUUGUGUGGCAUCCAGGAGAGUCCCCACAAGCAACCAAGGUUCAUGAUGGGAUAGGAGCGACCAAUACUGCUGGCCUUACCGGGGAAGUCUUAUCCUUUUCUCUUAAGGCCUUAUUUUUUCCUUUUGUCCCGGUAAAAUUAGACCUUGGUUGAACUUUUGAUGCUGCUGAUUUGGUUUCCUUUUUGAUCCAGGUUUUGGACAGAGUUUUGAGGUCAAAACCUUUUCAAGAGGGAGGGAAUGAUGGAACCCGGGUCAUGACCGUACCGCGGUGAGAACCGGUACAUUGGUACCAUCGUCUAGCAGCUCGCGUAGGAGCAUCAAAGUCGGUCCAGAACAUCAACGCGGCA